AUGACCUCCAAACCCAUUGCUCCGAUCGAGGUUGGAUCCUUUACGGCAUCAUCAUCCCAUCGAACGGAAUUUAUUGGCAGCGCAAGUGGUGUCUUCUUUGUGAACACGGUCUUUCGCGCGUUUGCUCAAUCAGCCCGCACCUCAGAUUUCCCAUCUACUGGUGCCGACGAUGAUGCUCGACCACAGCGAGAUGAUCCCGGCUCAGUCGAUAGCCGUCUCGUCGACCCGGAGACCCCGCUACCCUCGGAAGAUGAGAGUCGUGGGAUGAGUAUUCACAUCGAAUAUGGCAACGUUGAAGCUACGGCACGAUCCUAUGGUGUCAAAGGCCAUAGACUGGGAAGUGCACCUAGUCAGCAAACCGCAAGGGAGCUUCUUAUGCUCUAUCUCCGCAAUUGGCAUCCUCUCUUUCCGUUUCUCCACGGUCCAACCCUACUUGAGUCGAUUUCAGCCCUCUACGAGACGAGUGAACACCGUAAUGUGUCCAAGGACAGUCUAAGAACGCGUUUGUGUCAAGCCAUAAUCUGCCAAUGCGUCUUCAACAUUGCCAACCUCGAUCGGCGCGGCCAAACUCUUGCUUCAGAGUCUCGAAUCGAGGCUCCAAGCAAGCUGCUGUCGAUCGUUGGCUAUGUUGCCAACAAUCAUGACAUCCAGUCAAUUCAGGCUCUACUUGCGGCACAGCUGUAUCUUGUUUCUACUAUGGCGCUUCGAGCUGCUUCGACCGUCGGCGGUACGCUUGCGAGAACGAUGUAUCAUGCCGGGCUGCACCGAUGUCCGUACCGCUAUCCACAGGUCCCACCUCCAGAAUGUGACUUGCGCAAACGGAUUUUCUGGAGUGCCUACGUGUUAGACCGGUAUCUGAGUCAAGCUCUAGGUCAUCCUUUGGGCUUCCAGGAUUCGGAUCUUGAUGUCUGCAUUCCUGGCACGGAAGAACUGCAUCGACCCGUCAAACCAAGUCACCAAAUGCCCUCCACGAAUUCCACGUCAGAGAAUGGAGUUCUGGCUCAUCUUCCGAGGGCGCACCCUGUCCCAAGAGGCACAUCUGAAGAGGAGUCCAGCUCGAAUCCUUCUGACGGACCAGCAAGAGAUAAUGAGCGGAAACGACAAGGCUCGCGAGGAACAAGUAGCGCUGAGGAUACCAACAGCAGUUCUGAGGUCCUUGCCAAUUAUGUCGCUUACUGCCGAUUGCUCGGACAAGCCAUCGAAUUGUUUCACAAAUCACUACAAUACCGCAAGGUUCAAACCGAAAGUAUGAUCGAACUUCAGGCCGAAGUACAUUCUUGGUGGAAUGGCCUCCCGUCGAAUCUACAGGAUGAGUACACCGGCGGCAAAAUGGAGCUUUGUUCCACCUUUACUUUCUUUUUCAUCAUUCUAUACAAUCAGCUACUGCUCGUUAUCAACCGUCCGUUCCUCUCUCUGUCCCCUGAAGCCCUAGAAUUCAGGUCAAGUCUCCAGACGUGCGUUACAGCAAGCCGUCAGAUUAUCACGACACUGCGCCACCAGUCAGAACGGCAACUCUCCGUCUCCUGGCCAGGGAUGCUUUCUGUGAGCUGGAUGGCGGGGCUGGUAUUGUCUUUCGCCUGCACUUUAAGGUUGUAUCCAUUCAAGAAAGCUCAAAGAGAAAUUGAAGAAUGCAUCGACCAGAUCGGAGGCAUGGACAGGAAGGGAAACAACGCCAGGCACUGCGCAGAGGCGUUGCGAAGUAUGUUGGAUACUCUGAAACAGCAAUAUAAUGACCAUCUUCUGGGAAAAUCGCAGAGCGUAUCCAUGGCUCAGCACCAUAAUAGGCUCUCAACUCCUUCGAACGCCAACCCAUCCAUUGUCGGUGAAGAUGACCAUCCGGAGCCACCUGCGCCCCCAGAGAAGCGAAGAAAAACAAAUCCGCAAGAACAGACUAUAGGCGCCCUUUCAAGCGGUUUUCUAGAUGACCCGAACGAGCCAUCGACACAAAAGCUCAGUCAGACUCAACGCUUGGAGACUGAUACGGGAGACUGGUCCUUCUUUGACCAUGAUGCCACACUUCCAAGUCUAGAGUACAUUGGCCCCGUAUUCAGCGCCGGGACAUCAUCGAUUCCGAAUCUCGACAACGCUGAUUACCUCCGCUUCCCCAUCCCAGAUGACUUGUACGCCAAUAACGCCGGCUCGUUUGGCACCAUCAGCUGGGAGGCAAUGGCAAAUGGUAUCGAUUACUGGAAUGACCUGAGCGCAUGGGAUGUCACCAGAUUCUAGGGUGAAGUGGGGCCAAAGGAAAGCCUGGAGACGCAUUUCGCGGCUCCGAGAUGGUUGCAAGCUACCUAUCUCGACUUGUCCGAUUGAAGUCUUUGCUUCACCACAAAAACGUAUCCUGGAACUCUUGUGAUAAGCCAAACUUAGUGGCUGUGCCGUGGUUUGGUUUUGACGGCUUUGGGGGAACAUGCUGCAUCGCAUAAUCGAUCGUCGCGGACUCCUCUCGCAGAACAGCGGCCCUGCGCUUUACCCGAGGGGGACCGGCCGCUGGCUGCAAAGCAGUGUCAUUGCGAAAGCUCGUUGGCUCUCCAGCUUGCUCCGCUUGCAUCUGCGAUAGGCCACUACUGAAGUCGCCCUCGAUCGAAGUGAGUUCGAUUGACGUAUGUCUUGAUGGCCUGUACGCUGCACCGUCUCCGAAAGUAUGUGAAUCUGGAAUUGCCACAAGCGCGGGGGAGUCCAGAUCUUGCUUCCACGCCAACACUUCAUCCGGGCCCUGGAGGGGAAACUGCUCCCAAUAGGCAAUGGCAGACCUUUUCUCCUCGGUUGUCUCCAGAGUGCUGAUCGCAAGGCUUCUUGGUAUUUGACGGGAGAGCUCAGUAGAGAAUGCCUCCGCCAAGGUAUCAAGGGUGGAGUUUGAGGUCGAAAGUACCCUCCAGAGAACUCGUUCGGUCUCUUUCAGGCGGUUCUCAAGUGCUUCAACGUAACCUUUGGCAGGGCCUCUAACACAAUCAAAGUUGCAGUCAGCAUUGGGUUUACACUGGCUGGCAAUUGGGGAAAAGACAGUUUGCUCUAGGCCUGCUUGGACACCGAAGUACGAACCUCUUCUGCCUUCUCGGCCAAACGCAUGUCUGUGAGAGACUCGUGCAUCGACUGCAAGUAGGUCUGAGAUGACAUCAAGCAGCAUCAGUCAAUACUAGCUUCAAAUCGCGGGGCUCGGAUUUGAGCGGAAGCUCAUCAACUCAAAAGCCAUUGGACGAACCUCUGACCAUCACACUAUGAGAGGUCAGUGUACAUGUUCUCCUGCGUGAGUUGGCAAGGGCUGGGAUGGGCUCGAUUAUCCGACCUUUUGCUUUCUCACUCGACAAGCAUAGCAUGCGGAACUGCUUCUUGAGACGGUACUGGCCGCGCCUGUGUCGAUCGAUCUCGGCUGUACCAUGGUCUCACUUCAUCUUCAUGCCUCAGCAGCGCCUCCUAAAAGUUCGAACCGCAUGACAGAUGCGUCCAAGCUCACGUCUCGUGCGUGUACUGAUAUGUCCAACUUUCGCUUCUUGUAAUGGCAUCAGUGUCCUGGAAGAUGGACAUGAAGUCUACAAAGCUCCAGUGUGCGAGCGUUGACGUGCCGCUGCGGAAUAUCAUUUAGCCGACAAAAGCUGCUCAGCCUUGUCAUCACGUGCAGCGCAAGGCUCCUACACAAUGAUGAUGUCAGCAUUCUAGGCUGAGCCUGCCGAAUAUGGCGGCCGUGUAUCCCUUAGAGUACGUUCCUAUGCGCAAAAGGACACAAAUCCAUAGCACAGGAUGUAUCACCCAUGGCUAUUAGGGACUACAAAAUCGCAUAUCGAAAGGUGACACCACAGCAUACUACUAGUAUCAAUCAAAGCUGGCAUUCAUUUUCUGGAUCGUAAUCACGCGGGCUUAAGUAGACAGAUUGAUCAAGGAGGAAGGGAGAAAAAAAGCAGUUCGGAUCCCAGACGACCUAAAAGCUGUCAUCUAUACAAUGCUCUGCCUAAACCAGCG
This is a messenger RNA of Exophiala xenobiotica, 3957 nucleotides long. RefSeq lists its product as uncharacterized. Gene Ontology annotation, molecular function: zinc ion binding; DNA binding. The coding region runs from base 1 to 2226 and encodes 741 amino acids. Lineage: Eukaryota; Fungi; Ascomycota; Eurotiomycetes; Chaetothyriales; Herpotrichiellaceae. Gene Ontology annotation, biological process: DNA-templated transcription. The record is from RefSeq and is a predicted model, not a curated record. The transcript has 2 exons.